Acanthaster planci (crown-of-thorns starfish) is the source of this 1099-nucleotide messenger RNA. RefSeq lists its product as uncharacterized. The record is from RefSeq and is a predicted model, not a curated record. Lineage: Eukaryota; Metazoa; Echinodermata; Asteroidea; Valvatida; Acanthasteridae.
ACUCCCGGCUGAAACCUUUACUCUCGGGUUGGAUGUCCCGGCAGUAUUAAACGCAUCUCUACUGAACAUCUGAGAAAGACAUCACAGUUGGCAAUUGGGGACUCCAGCAACUAUGGGCCAUUCAAAAGUGAGCCUCGGCGUCAUGGCGACGGUUUUGACGUGGGGGUGGUUUGUACACCUGGCCGCCCCGUCGCUGUCGGGGAGGGCGGCAGACGCCGUCACCCUCUCCGAGCGCAGCAGCUAUCCCUGCGACGACGCAGCCAGCGCCCGGACGCAGAUCACGCUGGACAACCUGCGCCCGCAGCCGGUGCACGGUCAGCUCAUCUUACUGUCCAACCGCUACCGGCAGACCGCCCUGUCCUAUCCGCUGCCCGACUGGAAGCUCCUGCGGGUCUUGGCGCGGUUGACGACGAUCAGGGACCUGUACCCGGAGGUCGACAGCUUCCUCGGCUACAUCUCUGCCGAAAUAUACCAGGAUAUUCUCACCCUAGAACAGAACUGCAAGACUUAUAUUCUCGGGAGAAGGGUCGUAGCAUAGUUGGGUUCUUUACAUUUAUUUGUGAAAAGUAGCACUCAAUCAGAAAAAACUGUUUACAGCAAUUGUAACCUGUCGACGUUUGAAUUAUAUUGUACCUUGAAGUUUGGUACUGCACAUUCAGGGCCUUACAUCCACUGACUGAUUUUACAUGAUCUGAUUUAGUUUAUCUACAAUCCAAAAUCUACAGACUGAUGAAUAAGGUUGAAAUAAAUGAAACUCAGCUAUUAAACUUGAAAACAUUUUAAUUGGUUCAGCUGCCUGAAUAUAUGACAUGUUUACACGGUUCUGCUGCCUGUAGUUUGAUAAGUUAUAUGUUUACGAAGCAUUGCAAUUUUCUGGCUAAAUAAAAUAUUUUACCCCAUGGAAAAACGGGGUCUCUAGAUUUCCGCAAUUCAAAAAGCAAGUCCCUUUUGCAAGCCAUGACCGAUUUUAACAAGGCAUGUGUCCACGAGGAUGUCCCAAGGCGCAAUAUCGUGCUCGAUGUGGGGCCGAUGGGUACCCCCCACCUGUCCAAUCCCUAUACACGCUCUAGACUAUUGUUACGUAACACCCCCAGGAGUC